AUGGAUCCGGCGGAGAAACAGAUCGCUGAUGACGAAAUAAAAAGUCAGAUGAAAGAAUGGCGGAAAUCAACUCAUAAACCUGCGACUACAUUGCUUAUAUCAGGGGAUAGAGAUUUUCUGAACCAAGUUAACAAACUAAGGGCAGCUGGCCACAGAGUAAUUAUCGCCGCUCGGAGUCACAACUGUUCUAGGGAGCUUAGAGAAGCUUCCAAUUUGUUUUGGGAUUGGCGUAUGGAGCUUCUCGGUAUGACACAUGCUAGGCCACCCUUUUUUCAGAGAGUUCGUCAAGGUCGUCGAUACUAA
This is a messenger RNA of Microthlaspi erraticum, 303 nucleotides long. Lineage: Eukaryota; Viridiplantae; Streptophyta; Magnoliopsida; Brassicales; Brassicaceae. The record is from the annotation of a GenBank genome assembly.